AUGAUUUUUGAUACAAUUAUAGGUAUAAUAUUCAACAAUCCUUUAUCAAGCCAGAGCCAAUGAUGGAUUAUUGCUUUGUGAAGUACAAUCUAAUGAAAAAGUCUAAUUAAGUUUAGAAGUCAAAAGAUAAGUCAAAUUCAUAUUAAAACGUGGCAAUCUAUUAUCAGAUGUCUAAUAUCAAUAAUUGGAUUCUCAAUAAACCAAUGUUAAGGGUAUUCUACAAUUCUCUAUUACAAGCUGUUUACAAAACUUCAAUAGGCGUUUGUUAUGUAGUCUUUUAUGAUCCUAGUCUUAAUCUCAAAUUAGCUUGUUGUUAUCUUGAUGAAAUUGAAAAAGGAUUUCAAGAUGUAACUCUAUUACUUAAGCUAUAGGAAUUAUAAAUUAGAUAUGGCACUUCUAAUGUUAAUUAUCGAUCUAAAUUAGAAACCAUUGAAAGCAAUGAUUCAUAUUGCUUUUAAUAAUUCGGUAUUUAUAUAUUCUUAUUUCAAACUUAGAAAGAUUUAUUAAAAAAAAGAAACAAGAAUUUCAAGAUUAAUCAUCCUCUAAAAAUUUAGAAAGAUUGAAAAUGGAAAUGACAGAACUCAAAAAAAUUAUGAAUGAUAAUGUUAAAUUACUCUUUGAUAGAGAUGAAAAAUUGCAAGGUUUUUAUCUAAUUGCUUAUUUUUAGACAUGAAUGAAAAGGCUAAAUCUUUAAAAGAAGAUUCUAAAUUAGUAAAAUUUACAUUCAUUAUUUUUUCAGUUUAAAGAUAAAGCUGCAGAGUUAGAAUGGUCUAUUUGGUUUAAAAAAAAUUCUGUUUGGUUCAUUUUUGGAGGAUUUCUGAUGAUCUUCUUAUUUUUCAAAAUUUAUUGAAUACAAUAAUAUGCUUUUGUACAU
Paramecium sonneborni is the source of this 874-nucleotide messenger RNA. The record is from the annotation of a GenBank genome assembly. Lineage: Eukaryota; Ciliophora; Oligohymenophorea; Peniculida; Parameciidae.